Molecule: messenger RNA, 10836 nt
Organism: Rhopilema esculentum
Lineage: Eukaryota; Metazoa; Cnidaria; Scyphozoa; Rhizostomeae; Rhizostomatidae
Source: RefSeq, a predicted model, not a curated record
AGAAUAAUGCUUGGUUAAUAGUUAAUUGUCUUGCGUACAGCUAGCUGCAGCAUAAAAUAUGACGGAAGUAACAAUGCAUUCUGUUUUUUUGUUCAAAUUCAAAAAAAUUCACAAUACGUAUCGGAUGGGCAUUAAAAACCAAAUAUGUUGCAAUGCAUGAUCACUUGGGAACCGCUUCAGAUUAUAACAACUCAAAAUCAUUCAAGGUGCGUUUAAUCUUGUCUAAAUUUUGAAAAAUCUGAUCUUGUGGUUUAUAUUAUUCUUAGUUAUAUAAAAGGUUGCUAUAAAUCCAAUGCUAUUAUUUUGCACCACUAAAAACAUUGGCGACCCAUGAUUAGGGACACGCCAUUGGAUGCUUUUUAGAAGCAAUCACUGCAGCACUGUCCAAGGGUAGCUACCCAGGCCCGAUCACGCAGAAAAACUCAACAUAAAAGGCACUACAUUACAUGGAUACUUAUGUCUGAUGCUAUACACUUUUCGUUUUUUGGACAUUGUCUUUCCAAAACCAGGCAAUUUGACUACUUUGAUAGAGUUUAAUCUUCAAGGAUGGAAAAUUUCACCAUUUAAGCAAAAAUCUUCAGUUUAUAGAGAAACCCAGCAUCAACACAAUUAGCAAACGAGACAUAACGAUAACGAGUACAUGCUCGAAAUGUCGUGUUUUUAACAAUCAAACUAUUAUAUUUUCAUUCUGGUACUAAAUUUAUUUGCUAACUAUAUUAUCCUUACAAUUAAGUAGCAUAUCAAUAAAGGUUUCUAUGUUCAGCUAUUAAACAUGAAGCCUAGAAAAAUGCUGCAUGGAGAGUAGCUACAAACUGUUUAAUGUAGAGAAGCUACCAAAUGAAAAAUUUUCAACGAGAUGCUCUUAACAUAGAUAACAACAUGUGGAGGCGAUGUCUUGGCGUUGUUUGUAGAACACACAUUCAUUGACAUAUUGUCAUGCAAGUUAUCACAAAGAUAUGCAACCAGGAAAGAUAUGCUCUAGAUACUGUUGCUAUAAAUACCAGGCAAAUUCUAAAUUGUUGGAAAUGUAUGUUUUAUCAUAUUUUAUUGAUGCUGUAUGCCAUGUACUAUUGUUUUUUGCUUCACAUAUUGUUUAGUUUCUACUUUUUUCUUGUCACGAUGUCCACAUAAGGGACAAUUUGUUCAACAGUUUUUGCACGUUUUGUAGAAUGUUUUUAAUUGGGUAUACAAUUUCACAAACAUUUGUAUAAUGAACAUGUCUUCCGUAACCGGAAUCAACCCAAUCGCACCCCUCACCUAGGUGUAUAGGCCCAUAGGUAUACUAAUGCUCAACCUCCAUUUCAGUGGUUUGCCUCUUUUUGAAGUGUUAACGUGACAGUGAAUAUCAAAAAGUCGCCUGUUAUGUGUUAAGUUAUCAGCUCAAAGGGAUGCGUGACAAAAGAUUCGUGUAGCCAUUUCUUUGGCAAAGAAUGUUUUGAAUUAUACUGAUUACAUUGCUGGCAAAGGUAAUUAGAGCUUUUCACACCUGGCAUCACCAUCACUCACGUGAUAUUAGCAAGAAGAACACCUGGUUUAUUGCACUUUAAUUGCACCCAAAACAAUCAGAUUAAUUUCCUUAUUGCUCAAUUUUUUUCAAAAGAGUGAAAAUUGAGGUUGAAUAUUUCAAUAGGUGCAAGACCUCUUUAACACGUGUGUAUACGUCGAAAAUGAUUGAUAGCUAUGUGCUGGCAAGGGAUGAUGGGAUGUACACGCGAGGCCCAACCUUCUUCUGGCAUUUAGGGGCCUUUUUACAGGGCCUUUUCUCAGAGAGGUAUGUUACAAUCUAAGGGUGCUUAGUUGGCAUUUUCUCAAAUCUGUCGUCAAUAAAGGGUGGCUCACCCACUUUGCCGACAAAUGGGACGUGGAAAUCCCCUCUGAGCACAGUAGCUAGUGACCUGACGGGCCUACUUUUCUUUCCAUUCUAAAGGCUAUUACGCUGUACGGGCCUCAGAACUUCAUCAACAACAUCCUCGGGAAAGUAAAAGUGGUUUAUUUUGCACCUAUGCCAGCUUUGAUGUCAUAUCAAAGUAAAACAAACAAUUAAAAUGAUACUAAUGUGUUUUCCAGUUCAACUAAGAUAAUUUUGCAGUACUGUAGUGUAGAUAGACAUACACUCUUUUUUUUAUAAGAACCAGUAAAUUUCAGUUCAGGCUGACUGUUCUUAAUUUUUUCGAAAAUCUGAGGCUGGAUUGUUCUUAAUUUGUUCUUAAUCUAAUAGGGUGUAAGCAGUGCGAGUGCUAGCUUUUUCGCUUUGUUCAAAAUUGCAUUUUGCAGAAGCUCAGCCUCAGCUUCUUCUUAAUUUGUUCCUAACUUUUGACCAAUUUUGAGGCUCGUGUUCUUAUAAAAUUGUUCUUAUAAAAAAAAGAGUGUAAUAGUUUUACGAUUACUCUCUAUAAAUAAACAAUUUUAUAAGAACACAAGCUUCAGAUUUGGUCAAAAGUUAAGAAAAAAUUGAGAGCCAGCUGAGGCUUAGCUAAUGUGAUUUUGAACAAUGCUGUGAAACCCCUUAAAAAGUUUUAUCUCAAAAAAGAAAAGUUUUUGCCGUCUAGGGUUGCUUUUUCGGUGAAUUUUCAAACUUGUCAGCAAAUAAAGCAUGUCUCACGCACUUUGUUAGCAAAUGAGGCCUGAACAUGUUCAUAGAAAACGCUAGAUAGCAAUCCCCUGCUUACACCAUUUUUUUCAGCACAGAGAUGUAAUCAGUAUAAGAGUGUAAGAACAAUCCAACCUAAAAUUUUCAAAAAAAUUAGGAAAAGCAAGCUUGAACUUCAAUUCAAUAGCUAACCUCCCAGUAGGGAGAGGGGCUUGUGGUCAGUUUUAUUCCUGCUUUCCUUGAAACUGAUUUCCAUUCUGGUAUCUUCUGGGUAAUUUUUACAUGAAAUGAUAUUUUUGAGGCUUUUUCUGAAACACGCACCUAAUUUUGGUGCUUGAUGAUAAUUCUAUGUUUUUGCAUAGCUGGUCCAGGGAACUAUUUCACACUUAAGUCAAAAUAAGCCCUGUUCUAUCAACAGUCGUGGGAGCCUUUAUUCUAGAUGCUAUUGUGGUUUAGAAAGUGAAGGAGGUUAGAUAGGAGAACCAACUGGUUGCAAAAGAACACGACACAGUUGUUAUCAGCCAAUCAACCCUGUUUGUCAAUGGUUUGAGCUGCCCUGAACCUUAAUCGAUUUCGUUUUAUUUAGAGAGCAACUAAUGAAGUUUUCAAUUCAAGAGUGAGCAAAGCCCACUUAUAAAACGAUGGGUCAAGUGAGUGUACCAUGGGUAAAAGAGCCACAGAAUUUCGAGCGAGGAAAUGGAAAACCAAGCGGAGAAGUGAAGGAGUAUCUAGCUGUGAAGAAGGAAAAGUGUAUUUUCCAACUGAUCUCUAAAAGAUUCAAGUUAUUUGUCCAUCUUCUAAGAAAGACACUCCUCCGCAUCUUCGCGCCUAUCUUCUAUUUCUGCACUAGAAUUUAUGUGGCUCCUGUACCCAAGCACCAACGGGGUCUAUCAUUUUCAGCAGAAGGGCAUAUUAGUCAGUCAAGUAUUCAUAUAAAUUUAAAAAAUUAGCAAGAAGUUCUCAAAGAAUAGAGGAGUUUUUAUUGAUCAAUCUGAUCCUCCUUGAUAGAUGGCAAACUUUUAGCGAGGCUUGAUGUUUCAUUUUCAAGUUUGAAUGUUCUUAAUACUGUUCAUAUUUCCUAAACUGCUUUUCUUCACAGCUGCAUGCUAUCAUUUCUAGUAGCAAUGUUGCUUGGCUGAUAAAUUCUGCGCUGUUCUGUAAACACGAGAGACAUUUUUGAAAAUACGCUACUUUUUCUUUUCCUUUCUUCUCUGUGGCUUGGCAUGCUUUUACAUUGUUCAUAUAUUUCAGCAAAUCUAGAUUCGGUAUUCCUGUACAGUGUGCUUUUAUAAAAAAGGAUAUGACUUAAAUUACCCCUCAGUCUUCAGGUUGAGAUUUUGACCCGUGAAAUAAAGUUUGAGGUAGGCCCUGUGUUCCAGUGUUUUUUGUGCCUAAAAGAACGCCACUGCCGGGCACUGCAGUGCAACUGCGGACAUGCUUGCACAUUUCUUCAGAACAAAGAAUUUUCACUCAAUACAAUCAAACGUAGAGCUGAGCUCUGAGGGAGAUAAAGCUGAAGCAGAUUUUCAACAAGCAUCUUUAAUACCACAAACAGCUGAAAGAUAUAAACAAGCUUGCGAAUACAUUGUUCAAGCUGUAUUUUCCUUAUCUUGGGCUCCAUGCAGGACAAAGAUGGAACAAAGGCACUGCUUGAACGACCAUCGUGAGCGCCUGAGUGGAUUCCGCAUACCUUCGUUAGAAACAUAAACACCCAUUCAAAAUGGUCAACUUUCAUACAAUCUGGUUAUUUAGCAUCACAACGGCAAUGCGCAAGUGUUAAUAAACAAAUACAAAAACAUUGCUUGAUAACGAAAACCAUAAUUCAUAAGGCAUGCUACCCUGAAACCAAAAUAACCAAAAUCAGAUUUUCUCAAGGAGUAGGAAGGGCAACCUAACUAAAGAUUAGCUUUUUUGCCUUCGUUCGUUGAUGAAAAAAUAAAAAUUGUUUCAUAAAAGCAUAUGGUUGUUUUUGACAAGGUUUUGUAAGUGUUGGCUAAAGCGCCAUAGGCAGCAUGGAUAUCUUACAUAAUUUUUAACAGUUUUGCUUUUAUAUUAGAUCAAUUCAGUAAUCUUUUAGUCCAUGUCAAUUUCAUCUGUAACUAGCACACUUUGUAUCACGUGAUUCAUUACAAAUCCAUAAUGUCCAUUUGUUACAAAACUGAAAUUAGUUAUAAAGCAGUUUAGGUCGUUAAUGUCCAGCCCAAAGUCAAAGAGCUUUGGCAAAAUUGAAGUGGAUACCAUUUCUAAAUAUAUUCAAUAAAUAUCGUGCUGUUUAAUCUUUACACGUAAAUUGGAAAUUUCCAUUAUUUUAUCUGAAAAGAGUAUUUCUUCGGUCACGAAUUGAACUAAGAAAGUGCAUGUGAAUAAAGAAAUAUUUAGGUUUUCAUCGUCACAAGUAUCAGCCUGUAUGCAUGCUUGCUUGCUUACUUUGUGAAAAUUCUUACCUUUGCUUGGUAAUUGAUUGAAAUUUGGUCUUAUUCUUUAUUUUUACUUUUUUAAAUUGUAUCCUUUCUUUUGUAUAUUCUUGCUGUUAUUGUUAUUGAUGCAACUUCAUAUGUGUGUUUUUCCUUAAAUCUGUUUCUUUAACAAAGUAUGAAGUAAUUUUCAGAAUCACAAAAGGGCGCGUAACUCGAAAGCUCUUCUGAGUUAUUUCUAUGUGUCCUUCAUUAUUUCAGUUUUUCUUACUGACAAUUUUAUGUAAAAUAUGCUUUUUAAUCUUUUAUGUUAGCAUUAUCGUAUCACUUGUAAUUAUUUGAAAUAUACUAAUAAUGAAAUGUUGGAGUUGAAGUUAUUUAUUUCUCUUGCCCAUAUGAUUUAUUUCAUAGUUAGUAAGUUAUUUGUUUCAAACUUAUUUGCUUACGUGCUGUAACAAAAGCUCUAAAAGACAUUUAGCACCUGUUAUGAAGGCCAUUUGCUAAUCCUUAAGUUAUUCGUUAAGGCAAUGACUUUGAAGAUAAACAAACAUAGAAUAAAAUAUGCAUUAAUGUUUUCAACUUCUUUUUCUUCCAGGGAAAAAACUUACCAACAUUAUCAUUAUUCUUGUAUUCAGGAGAAUAUGUAAUUUCUUCUGCAUAAUUUUUCCCGCAAAAUUAUUUUACAUCCUAAAGUGGAAAUCAUUUUAUCUUUCCUUUAAGUUAAAUUUCAAAAACACUGUUUCUUUCUUAUUUGUCUGUAAUUUCUAAGAUUACAAAGGGUCCUUACCUAUGAACUCCCACUUUUGAACAACUCUUUAAUUGUUUUUCGCUGCAUUAAAAUUAAGCCUUCCGUGAUACGGUUGUACUGCACGAAGCUCACGUGCAAAUUUUUGGAGUAGAAGGUACCAUUAUUUUGAACAGGUAUCAUGCUAUGAAACUCGUCGAAAACAGGUAUUAAUGGUAAAUUGCAUGCUGCUCAUUUAUAGCAAAUAUGCCAAACGCUGUGCUCACGAAAAAAACUGAACUUAACAAUCUGAAUUUAACUUUUGCCCAGUUUCUUGACAAAAUAGGACAGACAGGAGCAUAAAAAACUAAAUCAACUGUUUGAAAUAGACAUAACCUGAAGGCAUUUAAUCAUGAUUUUUUACAAGAUUCAUUUUCUAUCCCUGUUGAAAGAUACAAAGGAUUUAGGGGAUACGCUUGGGUUAUACAGCCAAAACCUGUUCAAACUUGCAAAGGACCCUCUGGAUUCUGAGCUCAUAUCCCUCAAAGCCAGCCCUUCCUUCCUCGUAAACUUUUUCCAUUCAUUCUUUUUCGUUUAUUCAUUCAUUCUUCAAGCUCGGUCGAAUCGACCGACAGGAGAAUGACCUAAUAAUGGAACAAAAUGAAAAAGACUUGUAAAAAGUCAAUCGAAGAACACGAGCACCUAGCCACGUCGGUGCAUUUGUUCAAGGUGUGAAUUGGUUGCGAGUCGUAAGAUUUCAUUUGAACUUUAAGAUUUUUCUUGGAACAGAUACUCAAAUUGCCACAAAUUCAGUCUGGUGUUUCCCUUUUCUAGCUUGCAUAAAUGUAUAAGACUAAUAGAAGGGCUUCACCUCUAGAAGGGUUGCUGGUAAAGGUCAGAUUAUUAUGAAAUAACUGAAAAGUUUUCCAUUUUUAUUCCCAAAUUUUAUCUAGCAGUUGUACUGUGUUGGAAAUAAUGGCAAAACCACGACUAUGAUUCGAUGAACCUGCUAUUUGGUGUACUACAAAGCUACCAUUUAGCUACAUUUCCUUUAGACAUUAAUGUUUCUACUGUGCCGGUCAGUGCCUAAUUUAAGGGACUUUUACAAUACCACUAAUUAUGCCUAAAAAUGUUUAGGCCCCUCUAGGGCGGCCCAGAAAAUUUUUAAAACUGAAUGCCCUCGAUUGGCUAAAAAUGCAUUUCCGAGACAUAAAAUGAUUAGAAUAUGAUAUGAAAAAACACCUCAUGGAGAAAUUAAAUUUACAUUUACUUUUAAGAUUUUUUAAUAAACAUAACGCAUAGAGAGACAAUCCUCCCACUUAUUCUUGAUUUCAAGACCACAAUUUGGAUUUUCAAAACCACUAUUAGUGUACAAGACCACACUAAAUUAGGCACUGGUGCCGGUUACAUAAGGACGAUAAAAGAAUUUGCUGACAAUUUUGCCUAACGUAUCUUGAAUAUUCCUAUAUUCGUUUAAAUUCUUUGUCAUUUGACUUUUCUUCUCACCAACGAACUGACAUUUUGAGGCUGUCCUUAAAAUGCAACGUUGGAAAUAACAUGAACUUGCUGCACUAUACUAAUAUUGUUCACUUCAAAAUUGAAGAAAGUCUUGAUGAAACUUUGAGUAUGUCAUCCUUAUGAAAAUUUAGAACUUCUAUACUUACAAAUGUUUGAAUUUCUCACAAAAGUUUAGAGACAGGAAAAAAAAUUCAUUCCAUAGACAGUUGACAUUUUAUAGCGAGACAUUGAAAAAGAGGCCACCAAAGACAGUAAAAUAUCAUUGUGUGCUUUCGUUGAUACUUUUGUUUGAUAUUUUAAGAAAGAAUUUUGAGUAAAAUUUCAAAUUAAAAGAACUUGAAACAGUGGCUGUUUUAGGGGGUCAAUAUGGGCCAGGGUCCCAGGCCCCGCAGUUUUGGUAGCUAGAAAGGGGCCAAGCACCUGAAAAAAUAGAUGAAUAUUGCAAAGAACAAGGGCUCAGAAGACGUUUUCGGCCCCGGGCCCCGCUGUUGAUAAAACUGUUGCUGACCUGCAAAUUUGGAAACUCCGAGAUGACUUUUAUAAGCCUCCCCCCUCGCAUAAGAGACCCUCGAAUAACCCCCUUCUUAAAAUUGCCUAAAUCAAUAAGCUCCGAGGAAGCUAAUUCGAGGAUUUACGACACGAAAUCAUUCCGUAUCAAUUGACUGGUAUCCUUAGAAGUCUCGUUAUUGUUAUGCAUCGAUCCUGACUUUUUCUUUUUAAAAGAAAUCAAAUCUGCUGUUCUUCAAGGUUUAAUUUCCUUUUGCGAAGAGCGGAUAAUCCUAGAGUUGAUAUAACUUGACAAGAAGAUGAAGCAUGCGGUCUUCAUCACGAAAGAAAUAAACCACGCUGGAUUCAAUUGAUAACGAUAACACACCUGUCCUGAAAUAUUUAAUUCAUGCAUCUGUUUUUCUGAACAGAGCAUUAAUGCAAGGUAUGCCAACAUGCAAAAUCAAUCACGCAAUUAUGUUAGUUAAAACUUUCUUAGCUUCCUUGUCGUUGAAACGCAUGUUUGAUGCAAGGUGGUGGCAUUUGGGGGGUAACAACUUCCUUGCAAAAGGGGCCUGGAACAGUGGCAAAAUGAUGACGUCAUAUAGCCUUGCCUUUAGUUUUCUUGAGAUUUUAAAACAUAACGUAAAAGAAAUACAUAAAAUCUUUUAAAUGUACAGAAUCAGCCGGCCUUAUGUCUAAAGCAUAAUCUGCUAAAUUUUAUUUCAGGUAGCUAAAAUCCACAGUUUUUUGUGUCAUGAUUAUCAUCAGUAUCGUUCGGAUUGCAAACCUUUUCCUAUAAACAUGGCUACCAAGGAAAAUAAUCAACAAAAACAGAUUUUUCUAAAAUUCCUAACAUUUCUGCCAAAAAUGACAGUAAAUAAGCAUAGUAAUUGGAGUCCCCAAGGCAUUGAUCGUUAGAAAAAAGGCCUAGACAGCACGGUAAAGAGCAUUCGAUUCCAGUAACCCCUUAGCUGUAGGACAGAGGUGUGAUUCGGCAUAAACUUUUUGUUAUUCAUUACACCAGUAGAUUUGCUACAGUUCUAAAACAUAGAGUGAAUUCAGUGAUGAAAAUUGAUUUCCAUGCUUUUAUUGGUUUCUUAAUCUUUUUGUCAUACUGUCAUAAAAUAAAAAUGGAAUUACUGUCAUGAUUAAUCGGUUUCUGUCGUUGCUUUUAUAUUAUCUUUGUCAUCUAAUUAGGCCCAAAUGCUGACGCUGAGAAAGCGGCUGGAAAUAGAACUGUCCUACCUACAAAGCUAUUAUGCAUGCAUGUUUAUGGCUGCUAGAUACUGUCAAGCAGGAAAUAUUUGGCAGUAGAGAUGAUUAAGAAGUUCUAAGCACGCUAAAAAUAACAAAAGAAGUACAACUUCCCCUCCUCCUUCCCCUCCUCCGUUCCCUCCUCCUUCCCCUCCUCCGUUCCUUCCUCCUUCCCCUCCUCCGUUCCCUCCUCCUUACCCUCCUCCGUCCCCUCCUACUUCGAAAUAUUAACAAAUAUAACUGCCACCGCUCAGACCAGUAUCAUUUUCCGUUGUAUAGAGGUGCCUGUUGUAAUGUGUUACCAUUUGGGACAGUUGAGAGGUGUCCAAUGGAGCAUCCACUGCAAAAUGAAAAUGUAAUAAGGGGAAGGGCGAAUAUUGUGCCUAAAUGUUUUGAUAUAAAAUCCCAGACCUUGUGAAUUGGCAGUCCUUUAGCCUUGUCAAAUCCACAGCAUAUACCUUAAGGUUUAAUAGCGUGAGUCUAAUCUAUGCAAAUAGGUGCCAAUGCUAAUAAACUUGUAUCCGGAUAUACUUUUUCUUUUCGAUACCCUGCGUAUUAAAAAUAGGCUCAUCUCUUCUGAUCAGAUUUGCCAACAUUUGAAAGAUGUUGUAUUCCUGCGUGGAUUUUUUUAAUGAAAUAGUUAACAAAGACCGGAUAACACACACUGCGUUCUGCACUUUAAAGGAUUGUGUUUAUUACAUAUACCUUCAUUUUUUACACAAGUUUGAUAAAAUGAAAGCUGUGGCCAUUAAAUAUUUAUCAUAAGCAAGCCGAAAUAAAGCAGUUGAUUUUGAUGUCUCAAUGCUGGUUUUCUGUUUACAUUUUUCAAAGCGAAUCAGGAAUGGACUGCAAGAAAUUUCUUCUUAAUAAUCUAAACAUCUUUUGACGAUAACAAACAAAUGAUAUGGUUAUGAUGUAAUGAGCUUUGCAGAGUGUACAGCUCUGCCUAUCUAACACUUUAUGACAGACAGGGAAACAGUAAAUUUUAUUCAGAGCAAUGCAAUUAGAUUCCAUAGCUUAGCUGUUUUCAGUUUAUUUUCGCGUUUUGUGUCUGUCUUCAGGACUCGUGCUUCAAAGUGGUGAAGCUCUGGAAUAGAAAAUGUUUGCUUCUCAAUUACUAGCAAAAUGCUUAAUCAAAGAUGGGAUGGCCGAAUCCCUUGGCCCUUAUAACACUAUCAACCGCGCCCAAGCACUAUACUAGCAUCAUUCAAUAAUUGGCUUAUUCAAAAUCUGCAUUUUCUUAAACCGCAAAAUUGAUUAUCUGCUAAUACAAAACAUAUUUCAUUUAAUUCUUUAAAUUGUAGCUUAGAAGCAACACACGGCGUUGUAAAGUAUUGGUAUGUAUCUGAAAUGCUCUCGCUGGAAAUGGAAUAUUGACUGGUAACAGGUAUGGCAAUAUACAGUCAUCAAGAUAAAAUCAGCUGUGGCGAAUUUCAGAGCAGAUCGACAUCAUUGUUUGAUGGUUAUGCAUCUGUGUGUAUCAUCAUGGUAUCAUCUAACACUCGACAAAAGAGGGGACGAAAGCUUGUAAGAGUUUUCCCCAAGGCAGUACUGCAUGUGACAAUACAAGAUUUCAGAACAUGGAUGCAAGAAGUAUUUGAAGGUUGGAGAGGUAGAAAGGAACAUUAUUUCUCAGAAACAGGAAUACCUUUCCAGAAUUACCAAAACAUGCUCUUUUACAAAAAUGAGUAUUUUCGAAACGUGGGGGAGUCGCAGGGGGCACAUAACUGCAAAUUUUCAGAAACAGAGAGAGUCAGGGAGCUUGGAUAGACCGGGUUCAGCUUGGACAGUUGGUUGGCGUGCGGGGAGGGGUGGGGGUGUUAGCGAGACUAUAAUAGAGGCUGGAC